Anguilla anguilla (European eel) is the source of this 1677-nucleotide messenger RNA. It is a transcript of the gene rasl11b, whose product is annotated as RAS-like, family 11, member B. Bases 366 to 1091 code for a protein of 241 amino acids. The transcript has 4 exons. The record is from RefSeq and is a predicted model, not a curated record. NCBI's taxonomy places the organism in Eukaryota, Metazoa, Chordata, Actinopteri, Anguilliformes, Anguillidae. Gene Ontology annotation, molecular function: GTP binding; GTPase activity.
UUCUUGCUUCGUGUUUUCGGCCCCGGCUCCACGUGAAAGAAGCCGGGGUGGGGGCUUGGGGGUGGUGGUGUACACUACUCCUGGCAGCAGCCAAUCAGCGUCCAGCUGCGGCCCCAGCUGUAUAAAAUAACGUGGUCCCUUAGCAGACGUCAGUGACCCGGCAGCUACAGUGUGGGAAGAGCGAGCUUCACGUGGUCAGCAGCGAGGGUAUUAAUACGCGUUAUAACUGUCAUUGCCAAGUCAGCAAUCUGUGAUAUAACCUGCAAAAUCGUUUUAAGUUAUCAGCUGGACCCAAGUUAUCACUGAGACCCAAACCUCUGAAGAUUCGUAUAUCGGGACGUCGUUAACAAAGAAAAGCAGCCAAGAUGCGUCUGAUUCAGAACAUGUCCACGAUCUCGGAGUAUCCGACCCCGGACAACUCAUCCAACAGUGUCAUUAAAAUCGCGGUGGUCGGCGGCAGCGGAGUUGGGAAAACCGCACUGGUUGUCAGAUUUCUCACGCGGCGCUUUAUUGGAGAUUACGAGAGAAAUGCAGCUACCCUGUACUCCAGAGAAAUUCAGGUGGAUGGAGAGCAGGUAGCAAUCCAGGUCCAAGACACGCCUGGCGUUCAUGUGGGUAAUGGCCUGAGCUGCCAGGAUCAUGUGACCCGCUCCAUCCAAUGGGCCGACGCAGUGGUCCUGGUGUAUUCGGUGACAGACAGCCGGAGCUUCGAGCUGAUUGGCCAGCUGCACCAGCAGGUGCGCGUCUUGCUCCCGGACCCCCAGGUGCCCGUCCUCCUGCUGGCCAACAAGGCGGAGCUCCUGCACCUGCGGCAGGUGGAUGGGCAGGCGGGGCCGCGGCUGGCCCACGCGCUGGGCGUGGCCUUCUGCGAGGUUUCGGCCAGCGAGAGCUACAGCGAGGUGCACCGAGCCUUUCGGCUGCUCUGCAAAGGGCUGGCCACGCCCCCCGGCACGGCCACGCCCCCCACCACCGCGCCAGAGAAGAGGAGGGCCUCCCUCAUGCCCCGCCCCAAAUCUCCCAACAUGCAGGACCUGAAGCGGCGCUUUAAACAGGCGCUGACCGCCAAGGUGCGAACGGUCACCUCAGUGUGAGUGGGCGUGGCCUGGGGCGAGGCCCUUUAAACAGAGGCAGGAGGGGAGGCCAGAACACGCCCCCUUCAGGGCAGGGCGGGGCCCGGGGCGAGCAGGCGAGUCACAUGCCCCAUGCUGAGAGAGACUGAUGACCCGUGACCCCAAAUCCCCCAAUAUGCACGCGGUGCUGGACAGCGACUCUUGACCUUUAACCCCGUGUGACACCAGUCUGAACUCUGAUUGAGGAAGUGUGCCUGUGCAUAUGUGCGUGCGUUUACCCAUGAUCUUCUGUUACUGCAGAGAUCUAAGAAGCCGCGUUUGCACAAUGGUUGUGCGGGGGGGGUUUCUCUCCUGGCAGCAGACAUUUUGAAGGCCACAGGUGGACGUUUACAGAUGCUUCCUUUCGAGAGGAACCCUAUUUUUCUGUCAAGGCUGAUGAUUGGUGAACAGGACAGAAGCGCUUAGUGUGUGAAUCAGUGUCAACCAUGCACACUCCUGUAUCUACGUGUGUGUAUGUGCAAGUGUGUGAGUGAGCGUGAGCGUGUGUGUACGCGGUGUGAUUGAGUAUUUGUGCACUUUAAGAUACGCAAUGUGAGAAGAAGUUUAU